GCUCCUUCACGCCGUCACCAGCGGCUGUCUCGCCGAUCCCCUGACGGGUCGAGCGGGGACAGAGGAGGCGUUGCAUCUCUUGCAUUCCGCAGCUUGCUGAUCGUUUAUGAGGCUUCACUCUCGUGGCACAGAUCUUUUGCGCGAAAUCAGUUCGCUGUCAACCAGGCGCGUCUGGUAUCCAACUCAUCUUCGGAAGAUGCAGACAAUUUCGUGGUCAUGCCUUGUGACCCUUGCGCAACACCAUGAUUUUCAUCCAGCUGCAAAAUCUAUCAUGGAUUAUGGCAUGCAGCUCUCGACUUUCUCAGAAGGGUCUGCACACCUUCCGCUCGCCUAUGAGCUUCUGCAAUUCACCAGCCACCUUCUUGCCAACGUUAUCUAUGCUUCACGUGAUGUUCCCGACAAAGUCGCGGAAGAGAGGGCAUUUCAAACUCCCUUCAUGGUGCAUCAGUGGCCAAGCAGCCUUCCAGUGCAACAGAAUCUCCUUAGUUUGUUGACUCAGUGGGAAGAUGUCUAGGGCAUUGGCGAACCGCUCAGUUUGCAAUACUCCAAAGACUGGCUUCAACCGACUUUUCCCGACGUCUCCCUUUCUGCGUACAACUGCUGUCGGAGUGCUAUGAAGAAAGAUAGAUUCCAGUUUGUGUUCACUCUGGCUUCGGUAUCAUACAGCUUGUUGGACGACCACGCCCUCGUCCCGACACUCUUAGCCUUCGCCACAAUUCCCGGACUUCGCAGCCUGGAUUGUCCCCCAGACUUCACCUCCUAUGAUCUCUCGGAU
Molecule: messenger RNA, 775 nt
Organism: Suillus subalutaceus
Lineage: Eukaryota; Fungi; Basidiomycota; Agaricomycetes; Boletales; Suillaceae
Exons: 2
Coding region: 107-514 (135 amino acids)
Source: RefSeq, a predicted model, not a curated record